UUGGUAUCACGUAAUGUCAGCGCACGUUCGUCAACUACUUCGGCGCGCUUCCGAACACAUUGUGACACUUUCCAGAAACCCCUCACCCGUUAUGAAGGUUCUUCACGUGAGCCCCCACUUCGUUGUCGUUGACAAACCUCCGGACGUAGUAAUAAACACAUGCUAUCCCGACAAGUAUCCGAUAACCGUCGAAACCAUGCUGAAAGGCUCGCACCCCGAACUGGUUGACGAGACGGUGGAGCACAGCUUUAGGUUUUGUCAUCGUCUGGACUUCUCUACGAGUGGUGUGCUUUGCUUAGCCCUCACCAAGGAGUCUGGCCGUGCUGCUUACCACGCGUUCAAUGAGAGACGUGCACCCUUUAUCCUGUUCGCCAUCACCGUUUGGUCCCUCUACACUGUGGCCGGCACCAGUACCGCGGUGACGGAUACGACUGACAGAAACGCAAGCGGAAAUUUAGUGGGAAGUCGAAGCAGACGUCGAAAGGGGACGGACGAAUACGAUGGCGAACCGUUCACUGCGGAAUAUGUUACGGCCACGUCCGAAGAAAGUAUCCAAGUAGAGAAUGUCAGUACGAUGGCUACAAAGAGAAAAACUGUGACGUCAUCGUGGAGCAGCCAAUCGUCGACACAUACUACCACAGGGUACGACAAUAACGUGACCGAAAAUUCCUCAUCGCACACGUCACUUCCUGGACCCCAGGGUUUACAGACACAACUGACAUACGCCAGUUCUACAACUGUCUUCACAGAUUACGAGAUUAAUUCUACCACGGUGUCGGCAGGACACGACACCUAAUAAUAUGCCUACCGAUGAUGAUGAUAACGGUUACUCCUCAACAAGCACAGCACAAGCACUGAUUAAAGCUAUCAAAAAUG
Molecule: messenger RNA, 876 nt
Organism: Ornithodoros turicata
Lineage: Eukaryota; Metazoa; Arthropoda; Arachnida; Ixodida; Argasidae
Exons: 8
Coding region: 14-796 (260 amino acids)
Biological process (GO): enzyme-directed rRNA pseudouridine synthesis
Molecular function (GO): RNA binding; pseudouridine synthase activity
Source: RefSeq, a predicted model, not a curated record